CCGACCCCUCCCCACUGAAGUCAUUCUCCCACUGGCCGCUCUCCAGCGCGCACCCGCUCAUCACAGCCGGCUCAGCUCGCCGCAAUUCAUCCUCCCUCUCCCUCACCUCACUCUCCGACUUCAAUUCUGCCUCCCUCGCGCUGCCCGCCCCCUUCGCCCUGCUCGCCCCCGCCACGCCCGCCUCCCCUGCCGCCCCUUCUCCUUCUCCACCUCCUUCACCUUCCGCAUCUCCUCCCCCAAUGCCGCCGGGCUGGGCGGCGAGGGCUUGGCGUUUGUGAUGCUGCCAACGCCUACGCUUGGCCUGCAGGGGCCCUCCCUGGGCUAUGGCCGUGUGCUGCUGCCCCCGGGGAGUACAGCUGGUGCUGAUAAUUCCAGUUCCAGCAGUGGCGUGUCAUCUCAGGCAUGUGUUUCUAAAGAACAGCUCCUUUCUCUCAAUUCGGUGGGGAUAGGCCGGGAGGGCAUAGACUUUGUGAUGAUACCAUUGCCCUCGUUCGGCCUACCACGAGGAGGUAUGCUCAUCAGUUUCAUCUCUUUCUUCUCGCUCGCCUCCCGUGUUUCGUCUUCCUUCUCUUGCCUUCCGUCUUCCUUGUUCAUUGUCUGCUGCUCUUCCUCUGCAUGUCUUGCUCUCUUUUGCUGCUGCUUUGCGUUUUUGCGGUUCUCUUUAUCUGCUGCUCCCCUUUGCUGCUCCCCCUCCAUGCACAGCAGCACAGGAGCCUCGCGGUGGAGUACGACACAUCUAAAUCUCUCAAGCACUUCUCCCUCCCCUCCCUCUACCAUCCACAGCAGCACAGGAGCCUGGCAGUGGACUGUCCUCUCCAUGUUCCUGGACACCUGCGAGUGGCUCGGCGGGAACGAUCCGGAUGCAGUUUCGCCCCCCCCGCCGCUGUUGGUGGGAUUCACAGCGGCCACGGGCAAGGGGACGGAGCAGGCUCAGGCACAUGAGGUGCUGGGGUGGGAUUUCCAAGUGGGGGAGGGUGAGUGA
Messenger RNA from Closterium sp. NIES-65, 982 nucleotides. Lineage: Eukaryota; Viridiplantae; Streptophyta; Zygnematophyceae; Desmidiales; Closteriaceae. The record is from the annotation of a GenBank genome assembly.